ACACCUCUCUCAACUUCAUCAACUGGCAGCUGAGGUACUGCUUCUUCAAAUUAAACUCUACCCUACAUCCACUGGAGUUUGACAUCCUGGACCAAACACUUCGAGACAACGUAUCAAGGAUAGGACAAGUAGAUUUUAUUAGAUUAGCAAGUAAGUUGGCGAGUUUAGAGUCUAGACAGAUUCCGCAAAGAGAUAAGAUUUACUGUAAGAAGUUCUCUGACCACAAAUUUCACGACAGAGUUGUUAAUUUAUCCUCACACAAUUUCACAAGGAAUGAAUUACAAUUUCUAGAGAAAGGCCUUAAAUACAUUCCUUUCUCUAAUACCUCCCAUAGAGAUAUCCAAGAAUUAGCAGUAGACUGUCAAGUCAUCUUAAACAGACUACCAAAAGAGAGUGUGGAUAAGUUAACACCUCAGCUCAUUUCCGCACUUAACAAGAUUGAUGAUGGUGUUGCCUCCACCCAGAGCCCUCCUUCUGAGGACUCUCGCAUUUUAAGAAAGAUCUCAAAGAUGAUAAGCGCUCAGAACAAUCUCAUCAUCUCCAAGGCUGAUAAAGGUAACGCCGUGGUCGUCCUGGACCGGGCAAAUUACAAGCACAAAGUGCACGAGUUUCUGGACACAGGCUCUUUUUCUAAACUACCUAGAAACCCCAUGAAAUCUUUUAUGAAAUUGGCAAAAUCAACAGUCAACGAUUGCCUUGAGACCCUCAAAUAUUUCAAUUGCUCCACCUUCAAUUUGAUUCCGAUGAACCCUAGGAUUCCCCGUUUGUACGGCCUACCUAAAAUCCACAAGCCCGAAUGUCCCAUCAGACCGGUCGUUUCUUUUAUAAAUUCUCCCGUCUACAGACUGGCACACUGGUUGAACACCACACUGAGGAACAUCGUCCCCUUCGACAAUUCCUACUCCGUUAUCAAUUCAGGAGAUCUGACGGACAAACUGAGGAAUCUCGAACCACCCCCGGAUUCCUUUCUGGUCUCUUUCGAUGUCACCAACCUGUUUCCAUCGAUACCGUCCAAGGAGUGCCUUUCAAUCGUAAAAGAUCUGCUCUUUGACUCGGGUAUUCCAGUUUCCCAUGCGCUAAACCUGUUCUCUCUAACCGAAUUAGUACUAGAUCAGAACUUCUUCGUCUUCGACUCCGAUUUCUACGCUCAGGAUUCGGGUCUGGCCAUGGGUUCCUCCCUCUCCCCCCUCCUAGCAGAGAUCUUUAUGAAUAAAUUAGAGAAACAGAUAUUUGCACACCAGGAGAGUGGCAAGAUCAUAUUCUGGUACCGAUACGUCGACGACGUUCUGGCACUCUUCAAGGGCUCUAGGGCUGAUCUGGAUGUUUUCUUGAAUUUCAUCAAUGGCCUCCACCCCAACAUUAAAUUCACACUUGAGGUCGAGAAGAACAACAGUCUACCCUUCCUAGAUCUGCUGGCGAUCAGGUCUGACAAGUUAUCGUUCGAGAUCUAUAGAAACCCACUUGCACGGACUCGGUUAUUCCAUUUGAGUCGAACCACCCCCCGAAAUCCAAGAUCGCCGCAUUCAAUUCACUGAUAUACAGAUUGUUUAGGAUUCCCCUCAGCCCUGAGUCCUUUGAUAGAGAGUGGAACAUAAUCAAACAGAUAGCGGUUGCACCUGAGUCCAUCUGUUACGCGAGAACCGAUUUCCACCCCGUCAAUCCACUCCCUCCCCCUUACCCCCUCAGACUGUCCUCCGCAACCCGGGAUUCGUAGAUUCGUCAUCAAGUAUGUAGGCAAAGUCUCGCUGAGCAUAGCCAAGAUCCUAAAGAGCGAGGGGCUAGACGUUUCCUUCAAGUGCAGUGGGGGGCUCUCGUCCUGCAUGUCUCUUUACCAAAGACAGAUUACCCCCAAUGUCAUCCUCGGGUGUAUACAAGAUAAGGUGUGGUUCAUGCAACGCCGCCUACGUCGGACAGACAGGUAGAGAGUUCUCGGCUCGACUCAGAGAACACGUUAAGUAUAUUGAUAAAUAUUCGGAUACGGACAUGGUGACCACCCCCUCAACUUUCGCCAAUCAUAUCCUAGAGAACAAGCACUCGUUCGAUCCGGCCCUGUUUAAGAUCCUUCACAGGUGUAACAAGAGCUCAAAACUAAACUUCCUAGAGGUCUUGGAGAUUUUGAACUGUCUGAAUGAUCCGUCAGAGAACUGCAUUAACGAUCAGUCUAAUUUUAUUGUACCGGUCUAAACUUCCGUCUGUAAUGGUAAUUAAAGCUCAGGGUAAGGGUCCAUUUUAUUAGUAGUUCUUGCAAAUUUUAAAAUUUUAGUAGCUUUUGU
Tribolium castaneum (red flour beetle) is the source of this 2273-nucleotide messenger RNA. RefSeq lists its product as uncharacterized. The transcript has 2 exons. The coding region runs from base 510 to 1535 and encodes 341 amino acids. Lineage: Eukaryota; Metazoa; Arthropoda; Insecta; Coleoptera; Tenebrionidae. The record is from RefSeq and is a predicted model, not a curated record.